AUGAAAAACCAACAAGUGAACGUAGAUUAUUGGGCGAUGGGUAAGGCUAUGUUCGUGUACGUGGUACUCACUGGAAUGUGUUGGCUGAUGCUGAGGCUGUUUAACGUAAUAUUUAUGCUACCAAGAAGGUUAAGGAACCAACAACAGAACAUACAGCAUACUUUGGAAGAACUUCAGAAACGUUUCCCUGACUUGAACAUAACGGAAGAAGAUCUGAAGAACGCUGAAAAGGAACUAGAAGAAUACGUUAAUGAAGAGACGAAGAAAGAAGAUGAAAGUAACAAAGAAACACCGCAAAUAGAAGACAAAAAAACAAUUUAA
Diatraea saccharalis (sugarcane borer) is the source of this 321-nucleotide messenger RNA. The record is from the annotation of a GenBank genome assembly. NCBI's taxonomy places the organism in Eukaryota, Metazoa, Arthropoda, Insecta, Lepidoptera, Crambidae.